UAAAACAAUAUACCUUUAAACAAAUGUCAGACAUCAUAAUUAUAUUUCACCAAAAUCUUUAAUUUAAAGCCCGUAUUUAAACCGGAUGUAUAUUUGUUCCGAAAAAGUGUCUCGUUGGCUACUCUCGGCAAAUCAACUUCAGUCAACUCAUCAAUCGUAAAAGUCAAACGCCGCUAAAGUAAUAUUUUUUUUUAGUUUUUCUUAUAAGUCAAAGCGAAAUGUGUAAAUAAUCAAUUUGGAAAAUUCAAUUGCGUUUGAUUACAAUCUAGUUUUAUAUGUAUUAUGUGAUUUGACGGUAGAUUAAUAUUAUAUAUAGUAAAUUUUAAUUUUUAUUAUCAAACUUUGGAAACCUGUCAAACACCGCUUUUUGCAAUAAAAGAAUAUUAUCAAGAUGGAUAUUUACACCGGUCUCAUUUUCGGAGUGAUAGUCAUAUUAUGUGCGGCAGUAUUAGCUUCAAUUAGUCUAUUUGGAAUGAAAACUAAAACUUACGAUGAAGCUAAAGCUGAAAAGAAGACAGUUGUCGAAACUGUGAAACUGGCUCAGCACCAAAAGCAGAAGAAAAACAAGAAAUCUCUCAAAAAGACAAAAGAAAAUAAGGAAAUCAUCAAUAAGGAUUUGAAAGACGAAAUCAAACAAACUGUUGUUGAUGAUGAAGAGGAGGAAUCUGUUAAAGUUGAGACUAAACCGGUUCAUGUAGAGUUUCAAGAACCGGAAAUUAUUCCAAUUGAUGAUGAUGUUGUACAGUUAAAGAAAAAUAAAAAGAAAAACGCUCCAGCACGUCCAAUUUUAGUGAAUAAGGAUGAGAACAAAAUUUCAGCACCACCAUCAACAUCCAGUUCUACAACUUCGUUGAAUCAUUUCGAAAACAUUCACCCCAAAGAUGAUUUGGAGAAAUUGAAAGCACAAUUGGCUUCAGAUCCAGUAAAAUCCAAAACUGUUGUUAAACCAACAAAAGCUAAGUUGGAAGCUAUCGUUUCUAAGGACAUGAAAGUAACUAAAGCUCAUUUGUCAGAACCAGUUCACGAGCAAACUAAUGUGAACUCACAGAAGUCGCACAAAAAGAAAAAGAGUGAAUUGGCAGUUUUGCAGCAAUUGAGUAAUGAUGAAGGCGGUGUUGGAAUAAACGUACUCGAGCCAUUACUAACUAAAGCACAACUUUCAAGAAGCGAAUUACAAUUUCUUAUUGACCUAAUGCUGAACAAACAACACGGUCCCACCCCUGAACACACUGAAUGGUUUGAGGGGCGCAGUGACCCCGUACAGAAACUAAAAAAACAGUUGGCAGAAAAGGAGAAAGCUCUAACAGACGAGCAAGAGAAAUCUCUGGGUAUUCAAGCAAAGUUACGUGAAUUGCGCACUGAAUUGAAUGCUGAGCGUUCUAGAAUCAAUGCAGCAACUCGUAACUAUGAACAAACUAUUGCAUCGAAAUCAUCUGAAGCUCAGCAAUUGGCUAAUAAGUUACAAAUUGUGGUUGAAAGCCAUAAUGCAGAGAAGCAUACUUUGACACAGCAAUUGCAACAGUACCAGGCUAAACUCGCUGAAGAACACAAUGCAGUAACUCAACUGCAAGAGGAACAAAAGAAUGUGAAAGAAUUGAUGGCCCAAAGGCAACAGUACGAAGCUCAUAUUGUCCAAAUGAAAGAAAACGAAGCUAUGUUGAACUCUCAAUUGCACUCGUUGCACGCAAAGUUAUUGGAAACUAAAACAUUGCAGGAACAACUUGCAUAUAGGGAUCAACAGUUGCAAGAAAUCAUGCCACAAUUGGAGGCCUGUAGACAACAAAUUGCUGACUAUGACCAACGCUGGGUUGUUGCACAAAUGCAUGAAAAUGAAUUGAAAAUGGAAAUUCAUAGAUUGCAAACCGAAUUGAGAUCUUCGAAGGACAAUUUAUCAGGAUUUGCUGCAAUGGAAUCUGAAAUGAGCAGACUCUCGAUGUUGAAUACCAAACAUGAAGAAAAACAAAAGGAACUUCUGAGGAAAAAUGAAGAUGUUGAUAGACACAUUAACCAAUUAAAAACCCAAAUAAAUACUCUACAAAAUGAGAAAGAUGCUCUAGUGAAACAAGUAGCUGAGUUAUCGGAAUUGCAAAAUGGAGCUGCCACUCACGAAAACAACAAAAAUAAGGUGGAAUUCCUGAACCUCCAGAACGCUCUCGAUUCAAACGUCAGUAAACUCAAACAAGUGGAAACCGAAAACACAGAACUCAAAAAUAAAGUAUCACAAUUAACUACAACACACGGUUCACUACAGAGUCAACUUGAUGAACUGAAAUUGAAAAAUGACGAGUUGAGAACUAAAAACUGGAACGUCAUGGAAGCUUUGCAGACUAAAGAAAAACUAGUAACGGAAUUAACUAAACAGCAACAACAACAACCUCAAAAAAUUGUAGAAGUUUCUACUAAACCUUCAGAAGAUGCCGUGGCACAAGCGGCUAUAGAAUUGGUUAAGAGAAUAAUGCCUGAAAAUGCAGUUAAUUCUAAAGAAUUAGGAAGUAAUCCUGAAGAAUGCUUAGAUGUGUACAAGCAAAAAAUAUUCCAUAUGCACGAACAGAAUAGUCAAUUGGCCGCCAUGGUUACUAAUUAUAAGAAAAUAGUUUUGGACACCGAGGGAGUACUUAAUAAUUUACAGUCCUAUGUUGAGACUGAAGAAUCCCGCUGGCAAGAAAAGUUUGCAGCGAAAGAAGCAGAAAUUCAAGCAAUGAAUAAACAAUUACAAGCUCAGCAAAAGACCUCAACACCAAAUCAUUCAACAAAUGGACCUACUGCAAGUUUAUAGGACAUGCUUUGAUAAUGUAUAACCAAGAAGAAUAAUUGCUUUGGACAAGCGGUACGAAUAUUAAUAAUAUAACCAAUCAAUCAUUCUACUACACAAGGAAUGUUAUUAAUAUAUAUAUUAUAAUAGACGCACACAUUUAGAGGAUUUAGUACUGUGCUAUAUUUUGUAUUAUAUUUUUAUUAAAUUAAUUUACUAGAUUAUUUUCUAUUGCUAAAAAAAAAAAGAUAAAGUAAAGAUAAAUUGAACCAAGCAAUCUAUCUAUUGUUAAAGUGGGACUGGUUUUCACUUUUGAAAUUUAUACAUAUGUACUUUAUUUUGACAAUGGAAACAUUAAAAGACACAUUUA
Molecule: messenger RNA, 3122 nt
Organism: Ctenocephalides felis (cat flea)
Lineage: Eukaryota; Metazoa; Arthropoda; Insecta; Siphonaptera; Pulicidae
Product: ribosome-binding protein 1-like
Exons: 19
Coding region: 392-2776 (794 amino acids)
Cellular component (GO): endoplasmic reticulum membrane
Source: RefSeq, a predicted model, not a curated record